This is a messenger RNA of Plutella xylostella (diamondback moth), 1889 nucleotides long. Lineage: Eukaryota; Metazoa; Arthropoda; Insecta; Lepidoptera; Plutellidae. The record is from RefSeq and is a predicted model, not a curated record.
ACAUAUACGCGGUGGGAAAGGGGAGUAUUCUUGCUCGGUCGCCGCGGGCUGAUCACCAUUGCUGCGGCACUGGCUGUGAGCGGAGCACCCAUUGCCCGCCAGAAAAAAAACUAUUAAAAAAAUAAUUAAAAAUAACGAUUUUCGAAAAGAGCGCGUAAUAGCGCCCUGUUGACUUUUUCGUGUGUUUUUCGUAGAAUUUUGAAACAAAAUGGAAAAUAUCCAAGUGGUGUUUUUGUUUUUCGCUGCUGUCAUAGCUUCGAGCUCAUCCAGCACAGGUCGGUUCGGAGGACCAUGCUCCAAGCAGGACCCCAACGUGGACAUCUGUCUGCUGCACAGCUUCAACUCCCUGGCAGAGUACCUGAAGGGAGGAGCACCAGAUUUCGGCAUUGAGGAGGCGGAACCCAUAGUCAUCGACGAGCUGUCGAUCGCGCUGGGCGGCGGGCCGGACGGGUACCGCGCCAGCUUCAAGGACAUCCACGCCACCGGCGCCUCCAACAUGACCAUCACCAACGUCAGGUCGGACCUGGAGACGCACCAGUUCCAGCUGACGCUGUUCGGGCCGCACAUCAGCGCGCGCGCCCGCUACCGCUCCUCGGGCGUGCUGCUGCUGGUCCGCGCCUCUGGAGGCGGCGACUACUGGGGGGAAUACGACGGUGUGAAAGCGAAGGUGUACUUCAGAGGUUCCCCGUACGAGCGCGACGGCCGCACGUUCCUGAAGCUGGAGCAACUGAAACUGGACUUCAGCGUCAAGGACAUACAGAUGGGAGUCGAGAACUUGCACAACGGAAACGCUGUUCUACAAGCAGCCCUGAACCUGUUCAUCAACACGAACGCGCAGGAGUUGUUGAAGGAGAUGAAGCCGGACUUGAAGCGCGACCUGGCGGAGAAGAUGUCCCGCUUCCUGGAGCGCAUCCUCGACACCAUCCCUCUAGACGAGUGGAUCACUGACUAGAUUUAGGUCUUAGACCUAGGACGUUGGUCCACCGCAUGACGUCACCGUCACGUCGCGAGAAGCAGAUUAUUUCAGGCCGAGUUUAAUAUGACUUGACGACGACGUGACGGGUGUGCGGUGGACAAACGCUCUUAGCACCAGUUUCUCCAUACUCGGUUAGAUCAUAACAAGGGAUUAGUUGCUGACUUUUGACACAUCUGUCAAGAAUUUAAUGAGGAGAUGACGUAUAAUUAAUUGAUGACACUACAAUGUAACAGGGGUGUUAAUGAUCUAACAGACUAUGGUGAAACUACGCAUUAGACUAAGAAAGUACACUCACGAGGAAUAAAAAAGUUUCAGUGACAUAUGGAUAGGCAAUGACAGGUGGAAACUUUUCAUUGCUCGUGACUGUAUGAAGUACAUACGUAGGCAUUGUAAAAAGCUCGAAACUCAGUUCUCUGAAGGGUCUUGAGUUUAGCUAGAAAAGUUUAACAUAAUUCAUUGGUUAACCAUAAUUAGUCUAUGAUUAUAAGGCACGAGUUCCGAAGAAGAUUUUCAAGGCAGGGAUAAAAUUUAAGUAAAUUUCAUACAUAGUCUAAGGAUUAAAAAGGAAAGCUUACUUACUGCGUUUUGAGCUUUUUAUAAUUUAUUUUAAGUUAAAAGUUACUUAAAUGACUCCAGGUUGGGUUGCUAGCCUAAAAAUAAGCCUCAAUAAAACAAAAUGAAUAAGUUCCGCCAGAUUUUUCUCUGCUAACAAAGACAUUAAUUUAUUUAUUUGUAGGUUCAAAAUUGUACAACAUUAUAGUUAACGCCCAUUAGGUUUGGGUAACAAAUAUGUACAAUAAGUAUAAGACGACAUUGGUUUUUAAGUAGGUACUUAUUCUUUAGAAAGUUGUAGUUAUAAGUAUACUUUUUUGUAAAAUAUAUUUAUAAUUUUAUAAAAACAUACAAAAAAGUA